Molecule: messenger RNA, 306 nt
Organism: Clunio marinus
Lineage: Eukaryota; Metazoa; Arthropoda; Insecta; Diptera; Chironomidae
Source: the annotation of a GenBank genome assembly
AUGAAACCUUAUGACCCUGAUAGCUUUGGUUUUUGUCAGAGUCAAGUUGCUAGAGAUCACAAUAUAAGUGCGGAGGAAAAAAUAUUGUCGACAGUUAAAAAACGAAUAAUAAAUGGAGAAAAAGAAAUAAACAUAAAAAUUACAAAAGAAAAAUUGAAUAAAAGCGAAACUGCACAUUUGCAAAGCUUGAACAUUGCCCCCCGGCCCGAAAUCAGAUUUGAAAAGAUGUGGGAAUGUCUUGAAGUUUUGUCAGGUAAUAUAAAGGCAGCAAUUUCCAUUAAUCACAUGAGAGCUUCAAAAGAUUAA